UUGAAAAUGAAAUCAUCCCUGGGGACAUGAUUGAAUGGAAAUAACUGUUUAAGUUUGACAGCUUCAUAAAAGUAACCCGAGGACAUCACCUCUACGUCAAUUGUGUUCUGGCUACUUCCGACAGCACAAAGGACGAACUGCCCCCCGUUUUUAAUGCGUACCUUCUAAACUGGAUUUUACGGAUAUUAUUUUGCAGUUUGACUCAAGUGCACAUUAAGAACAGCCACAAGACAGCAGAGCAUCUGCCAACACACAUACUCUCCUGUGGAGAUAACAUUCACAGCAGUAGCUACUGCGUUUAGACAUGCCCAUUUUAGUGGUAAAAAUAAUUCCACGCUGUACGAGACCAACACUAAACGGACAGCAGUUACUUCAAUUUUACACUGAGUGGGUGAUGUUGCUGUGAUGAGGAUGCGCUUUCCUCUGAAGAAAAUCCGCAAGCAGUUCAAACUCCUUCUGCUACUCAUCUUGGUCAUGUUUGUAAUUGGGUUCACAUAUUUUCACAUCAACCAAGGGAAAGCCAUUAAACUCCACUUCAACUAUGGUAAAGAUAUGGAGAAGCAGGCAGAUGGGAUGGUAUCCAGUCAUAAGAAACACCCUCCCUCAUCACUCAUCCCAUCUGAGCACAAUAAGGAUGUUGGCAGUCAGGAAGAGGGUUGGGGGGGGGAAGAGCUCGGUGAGUCUGCUCAGGAGAGCACUGCCAACACAGAGAUGCACAGACUCCUCAGCCAAAAGUUCUUCAGGUUGCCAUGGAAACCAGAGUAUAAAGGUCAGGCCAAUCUGCAUGUGUUUGAAGACUGGUGUGGCUCAUCUGUCUCCCAACUCAGGAAGAAUCUUCAUUUCCCACUCUAUCCACAUACCAGGACCACAGUGAAGAAAAUUGCAGUGGCUCCAAAGUGGAAGAAUUAUGGCCUUAGAAUCUUUGGAUUCAUUCAUCCUUAUAAAGAUGGGGAUUUCCAGUUUGCCAUUGCAUCAGAGGACAACUCUGAACUGUGGCUAAGCUCAGAUGAGAAUCCGCUCAAUGCCAGGCUGCUGGUGUAUGUAGGACAGCAUGGCUUGGAAUGGACGGCUCCAGGAGAGUUCAGCAAAUUCAGAUCCCAAACUUCCAAACCUGUGCGUCUCAUGUCCUCACGGCGAUACUACUUUGAAGUUUUGCACAAGCAAGAUGACAGAGGUUCAGACCACGUGGAGGUGGGGUGGAGACCAUUCCUGCCCGGGUUGAAGUAUGACGUUAUUGACUCAGCUUAUAUCUCUUUGUACACAGAUGAAUCUAGCUUGAAGAUGAACAGUGUAAGGCACAUCCCACAGACACAGGCCAGUCACACUCUCGCUCUGCAUGUUAAACACAGGACAGGGAUACAUACUGCAGAUAUGCUCAAAGCAGACCCACGAGACACCGUCUACAAGGUUCCCAUGAUAGACCAGUCCAGGCUGGAGAAUGUUCUACCAUCUUGUGUUUACUCUCCUACAUACGUGGUAAAGGACUUCCCUAUUGCACGUUAUCAAGGCCUGCAGUUUGUCUACCUGUCCUAUGUAUACCCCAAUGACUUCACCAGACUUACUCAUAUGGAAAAAAAGAACAAAUGCUUCUACCGUGAGUCUCCUGUCUACUUAGAAAAAUUUGGCUUCUAUAAGUACAUGAAGAUGGAUGAGGAGGAAGAUGACCAGCCCAUUUUCUUCCACAAACCUGAUGAUUUUCUGGAGGAGGAAGAGGGUGUCGACCCAGAGGAGACAAUCAAUUUCAGCAACCAGCCUGGCAGGAAGACAGUGUAUACUAGCCCACCCUAUCAAACUUCAAGGAUUACAGCUACCACUGCCUCUUCAAAGGCUGAUCGAAUAGACAAGGGUUCAAAAAGUUAUGUCUCUCAGCAAGGGAGGCAGUACAUUCUAUUAAAAGGGCAAGAAGAGAGUAAAAAAAAAAGAGGGGACAUUUUUCAUCAAAACACUCUGGUGCAAGUGGUGGAUGAUGAAAUGACAAAUACAAGACAUAUAGAAAAAGAAAAAGGUAGCGCAGGUGCCCUAGAGUCUCAGAGUGGAGCUUUAAAUGAACAGAUGGAGCAUGGUGGUUCCCAAACACCUGCACUUAUUCAAAGAGGGCGUUCAUUAACAUGGCUACUCCCUGACCCAGGAUUGUCAACUAAGAGAAAACAUCCACAAAUGUCCCCUCUUUAUGUGUUGGCUAAUAGGAUUUUAAGUAAUGCAGGCAACCAUGUUGUUGUUGUUGGGACGAAUGUGGAAAAAGAGACAAAUACCAACACAAUUUACUUCAAUAGAACCCACCCACCAAGAAGCAGACCAAAAAGUGUACCGAUACCGCCAGUGGAAGUGUUCCCUGGUGUCUUCAUUUAUCAAUCUAGAAAAUCCAAGCGGCUUAUGGAUUUAAGUUCAAAAUGGAGGUCCUUAAAAACACAAGCCACAGCUUCUCUCAUCUGGCCCAAUGCCCACCUAAUGGCCCAUAAGACUUUUACCCAACCUACUCUAUUAAAGCACAGUCAUCCGUUCUUGCCUACGGAGCCUGGACCUUAUUAUAAGGGCAACCCUACCACCUCCAUAUCAGAUCCAAACAACUUUUCCCUGUCAAGCCAAGAAAAGAGAGACCACCCUGGGCUAAACUCAUCUGAGAACAACCAAUCUCUGAAGGUGCAGACAACAAAAAUCUCCAAGAUGCCAGAGGGUUCAGACAUGGCUCAGCAGGGUAGGGGUCUUGAUGAAGGAGAGAUGUCAGAUACCAGUUAUGAGGAGGUAGAACUGAGGCCAAGCUUGAUGGAGGAGGCCAUUAACUGGCAGCGAACGUUCAGCGUGAACCCUGUGGACUUUGAGCUGCUAAGGUCAGACUGGAAUGACCUGAGAUGUAAUGUCUCGGGGAAUCUGCAGCUUGCGGAGAAUGAGGUUGUUGAUGUGAUCUCACAGUACAUGGAGAGGCUGAAUGAACGGAAUGGAGGGAACUACACUCUUAUCCAUAUUGUAAAUGUAGAAAAGCGGAGAGAUUCAGCCAGGGGCAACCGUUAUUUGGUGGAGCUGCUUUUGAUGGAGGGAGGGAAGAGAGUUGUGCGUCUGUCUGAGUACAUCUAUCUCCUGUUGCACCGCAGUCGACAUGAGGACGGAAUUGAGAGUAGAGAAGGAACCAUGGCCUCAUCACACCAUACACCCUCCAAAACCCUACCACCCAGUGGCUCCAGUACCCCAAACCAUACCAACUCAACCCGGAGCACCAGUUGGAACAAGCCCUUGCUCUGCCAGCCAGCCAUGUUACAGUGGAGGCAUGACGUGAUGGUACACUUUGUUGUGCCAGUAAAGAAUCAGGCUCGCUGGGUGCAGCAGUUUAUCUCCGAUAUGGAGCUUCUGCACCAUGAAACCAAGGAUGAGAAUUUUAAUAUGAUCAUUGUGGACUUCCAUAGCGAUGACAUGGAUGUGGAGCAGGCACUGAAGGAGAGCACUGUUCCCAGGUAUGAGUAUUUGAAACGUGAAGGGAACUUUGAGAGAUCCUCCGGGUUACAGUUGGGUGUGAAUAUUAUAGAGGACAAUCACAGCAUAGUGUUCCUAUGUGACUUGCACAUUCACUUCCCUCACAACAUCCUGGAGACCAUUAGGAAGCACUGCGUGGAAGGCAGGCUGGCAUUCGCACCCAUAGUCAUGAGACUGGACUGUGGAAGUUCACCUCUGGAGCCUGAUGGCUAUUGGGAAGUGAAUGGCUUUGGCUUGUUGGGGAUUUAUAAGUCCGAUUUUGAUAAAAUUGGUGGUAUGAACACAGAGGAGUUCAAAGACCGCUGGGGAGGAGAAGACUGGGAGCUGUUGGACAGGGUUCUGCAGAAUGGACUAGAGGUAGAGAGACUGAGAUUAAGGAACUUUUACCACUAUUUCCACUCUAAGCGGGGCAUGUGGAACACUCCUAUUAAAAGACCACCUCAAGGAUAACAGAACACAAAGGACCAUGCUGUUGCUAUUGACUGACUUUGCACUUGCAGUGGCCAUUUCUGCCCCAGAUGAUACACUGUUACAGGGCUUGCCACACUGUGUCUGAUAUAAGAGCUGGUGUUUGAUGAACAAGUUUCUCUUAAAGGAAUAUUCCGGAUUAAAUUAAACAACAUUUGUGGCAAAAUGUUGAUUACCACAAAAAAUAUAUAUAUAUUUACAUGGAAGUCAAUGGGGCCAAUUCGUAAAUGUUAAAAUACUCUCUGCAUUUCAAAAGUAUAGUGCUUUAUAAAAUUAUAAUCUGUACAUUUCUGUCUUUAAACCCACCAAAAAUUUCCCCCAUUCACUGCCGUUGUAAGUGCCUCACUUUAUCUUUGAUUUUUGCUUCUUUUUUUUUCUUUUUUAAGAAAAGGGGACAAUUUUUAUUUAUUCUUUUAUUUAUUUUUUUGCGCUCAUCAACAUUAUGCCACAAAUGCUGUGGAUUGAGCUUAACUAUGAUUGAACCCAGAAUAUUUCCUUUAAGGACUUUGUCAAAGUUGAGUCAACUUUGAAUUGAUGGAUAAAAUAUGAACCUUUGAGAACACCAAAAGAAUGCUUGGACAAUUUAAGGCACUUGUGCAAAAGACUUUAAUAAUGCCUUGCCAAUCUUUGAAAAGGAUGUGAGCAGAGAGGAUUGUCCAAAACACUGUAGAUUGUCUCCCUUUAUUUCAUACUCACUGAGUAGUUUUUAAUAGUGGAGGUUUAUUUGACGUACUUAUAAUGGAGGGUGCCAAAAUGUACAGAAUACUAGAAUAAAAUUUUUAAUUAAAUAAGUUGUGAUGAUGGCUAAUUUCUGUGAAAUUGUUUG
This is a messenger RNA of Xyrauchen texanus (razorback sucker), 4759 nucleotides long. Its product is annotated as N-acetyl-beta-glucosaminyl-glycoprotein 4-beta-N-acetylgalactosaminyltransferase 1-like. Gene Ontology annotation, molecular function: acetylgalactosaminyltransferase activity. The coding region runs from base 406 to 3915 and encodes 1169 amino acids. The transcript is spliced from 21 exons. Gene Ontology annotation, cellular component: Golgi cisterna membrane. NCBI's taxonomy places the organism in Eukaryota, Metazoa, Chordata, Actinopteri, Cypriniformes, Catostomidae. The record is from RefSeq and is a predicted model, not a curated record.